This is a messenger RNA of Psilocybe cubensis, 1983 nucleotides long. RefSeq names its product putative calcium-binding protein. Bases 1 to 1983 code for a protein of 660 amino acids. NCBI's taxonomy places the organism in Eukaryota, Fungi, Basidiomycota, Agaricomycetes, Agaricales, Agrocybaceae. The transcript has 5 exons. The record is from RefSeq and is a predicted model, not a curated record. Gene Ontology annotation, molecular function: calcium ion binding.
AUGCUGAGCCAGAGUGGGCUCUCGUACAAGCAAAUCCGCGAGAUAUGGGCAUGUGCAGACCGCGACGGACGUGGUCAGGUGGCGCAGAUGGAGCUGGCUGCCAUCUUGCGCCUGGCGGGGUGGGUCCAGGCUGGAAGGGAUGUCCGAGAGAGUCUGUUGGGGAAAGGACCGCUUCCAACAAUUAAGGGUAUUUCUGAUAAGUAUCCACCAAUUCCAAAGCCUGUUACGAUUGUGUUGCCUCCUGUUACAGCCGAUGUGUUAGAAGGUUUGAAGGAAUAUUUUCUGGAAUGUGUCCCAGUUAGUGGAGCUCUUGAAAAAAGAGAGGUAAUGGCUGUGUACAUGCAGUGUAAACCGGAUCUCUCUCUGGAAGCGCUCUACAGGGUGAUGCAGCUAGUUGAUCCUAAGAAUGACAUGUGCGAUUUCAGGGGUUUUGCCACAGGCCUCCAUGUCGUGCAAAAUCUUGACAAUGCAACACUAUGCUCAUCCGAUCUGCCUGACCUGGUCAAAAGUUGCAAAGGCCUCGCGCACAUCUCAGACACCACCGAAAUAUAUCAAUCUUCUACCACUGGAAAUUCUGAAUCUAGGAAAGCUCCUACUGCAGCCGUGUUGAAUACACCAUCACCCCGGAGUAUGAGCGGCGCGGGGCCCAAUGCAAACAUCCCACAUCCUCGGGCAUCAAAUGAGCCACUUGUCGAUGUCAAACUUCGUCCCAGUGUAGAUUUGCUCCAGCAGAUUCGUGAGGACCUAAGCCUCGUGACGUCCCAACUACAAACAGCGGUUCGUGGUCAGGCACAGCACAUCAGCGAGGUCGACAAAACGGUCCUCUCUCUGACCCAAGAAAAUGCGCAAUUGAAGCAGGAGUGCUAUAUGCUGCGCGCACAACUGGCGAACAAAGACACGGAGUAUUUAAAUAUGGUAAAGUUCCUCAAUGAACAUAUGACAACGCUUCAGUCGACGGUUGACGCAAUCAUGGGCUCCCAAGAAGCAACGUACGAGUCUGAAGGACCAACCAGGCGAGAUGUGAAUGACGUCCCCUUUGUCACAGAAUAUUCACCUACCAAUCAGCCUUUCAAAAACGACAGAAAGGGCCCCGCUAAUCAGGAUUCGCGAAUAUCAAUCGUAGCCUUGACCGACGAGACACAACUUGGGAAAAUCAAGAAUUCCAGAUAUUGGCCCCCAGUUACGGACCCAGACAUAGAAACAGCCAAUCCACAGAUAUACAUGCCCCACCAACCCAAUAAACCCCCACCCAGCCUCCCAUUGCUUCUCGACGGGAACGCUCCUACCCGGCCAAGAUUCGGCCCGAGAUUGAAAUCAAAUACAACCAGCCCCCAGCUUCAUUUACACGGCUUGGACAGGUUGAAUCACUCAAAGACUCCCGAAAAAGACGAAGACAAUGAAGGUCCAAGUCAGAUAGCUAUGGUAUCCCUAGGGUCCAACGGACACACUCAAAGCACACAGCCUAAUGCAGCAGUACUUCCAGCGCUUAAUUCCCUAUCAAACCCUGACUAUGUAACGAAGAAGUUUAUGACCUCUCCUCUGGAUCCUUCCCUCCCAUAUAUUCCACAGUCAGACAAAGAUAUGGAAAGUAUCAGGCUACAUGUCCAACAUAAAGGAAACAUUGAUCUCUACGGAAUCGAAAUGUCAGAGCGUUGUUCUUCGAAAAACGGCCUCGACGUCAGCGUACAAUCGCCUAUGGACUCCUCAUUCUUUCAACAACAUGUUUCCACUUCUUUGGAAUCCACAAGUCAUUCUGUUCCUGAUAAUCAUCCACCCGUUUCAUCGGACAUCCCCGUCUCAUCGGGAGUAUCUACACCUCCAAUCUCUGAAUUUGUCUCCAGCUGGCAUGGUAAAGAGGCUCUCAGGUUCUUCGUUUUCGUCCUACGCAAGUUCCGAGGACUCGAUUUCCCAUUUUCACCGCCGUCGCCGAUAUCUGAUCGUUGUAUUCAGUCGUGUAAUAGUCCUGUGCUCGUCGUUCCCUAG